GAUGGUAGCCUCACCGGUUUGAAACAUCAACAUGCGAUCUUUCUCUCUCAGUCGCUGUAUCGAAAGAACCGUUGAAGAAGCCUUGGUCCAACUCGUCAGCCUCAAGAUGUUCGGGAGUGGAGCCAAGAAGUGGUUCAUCACGAAGCAGAAGAAACAAAAACCCGCGAGGUCGACCAGGAAACCCUUCGGCCGGGGGAGGAAGAAGAAAUGGGCAGCGAGGGUCGUGAGACGGAACCGUGAGACGAUUCUGAACGAGCUGGAUGUAAACAGCGUGCUGCCGUACCUGGUGAACGACAAGGUGUUCUCCCUGGUGGAGUACAAGGAGGUACUGGGCCAGGACUCCAGCAGAAAGAGGGCCGAGGUGUUCCUGGACCAGUUGUCUUCCAAGGAGCCGUCUGCAUUCUGCGCUUUCUGUUCCGUGGUGGAGGAAGUCUGUCCCCACCUGCUGACCUGCUUUCUGUUGAAUUGUGAAGAGGGUCCCUGUGAGCAGGGCAGCAGGAGGAAGGACUCCCAAGAACUCCUGCUGAGCACCUCCAUGUCCGCAGACCCAACAUAUGAUCCCAGGAUUCACCCCAGCCUCCUUCACCCCGGUAACCUCCCCCACGGCAGAGCCAGCCGCGGCCAGGGCCUCGGAGCUCACGCUCACAGCAGCGUUUACGGGAGCGGCUCCAUCUCCGCGUCGUCCUCGGUGAGCACCAUCCACCAGGCAAAGCCUUCGCUGCGCCGGAUCAAGGGACGCAUCCACCGGAGCAAGAGCCUCGACAGCAUCGACCUCCUGGACGCUAACAGUGCAGCGAUGGAGGAGACCGUAAUCUGGGAGCAACAUACUGUUACUCUCCACAGGGCACCAGGUUUUGGCUUCGGGAUUGCCAUCUCAGGAGGUCGGGAUAACCCUCAUUUUCAGAGCGGCGAGACCUCCAUCGUUAUCUCAGACGUCCUGAAGGGAGGCCCAGCCGAGGGCCUUUUGCAGGAAAAUGACAGAGUCACAAUGGUCAACGCCGUCUCAAUGGACAACGUGGAGCACGCAUAUGCAGUCCAGCAGCUACGGAAAAGUGGCAAGAACGCAAAAAUCACAAUCAGAAGGAAGCGGAAGGUGCAUGUUCCGGUGGGUCGGCUCGGGGAGAGGGAGACCAUGUCCGAGCAUGACGAGGAGGAGGAGGACAGCUACGAUGAGGAGAUAUACGAGAGUCGCUCCGCCCGCAGCGCUUACAGCGGCGUGGGAGGGGCCUCCGCACGACGCAGCGGGAGAAGCACCGGAAGGCGGGACCGGGACAGGGAGCGGGGCCGCAGCGGCUCGCGGGAGAGGAGCAUCUCGCCCCGCUCUGACCGCCGCUCACUCAACCAGCCCCCGCGGCCCGCCAAAGUUACCCUUGUCAAGUCCCGCAAGAAUGAAGCAGAAUAUGGCCUUCGCCUGGCCAGCCACAUCUUUGUCAAGGACAUCUCCCCUGAGAGCCUGGCAGCCAGGGACGGAAACAUCCAGGAGGGAGACGUAGUACUGAAGAUCAACGGCACAGUCACCGAGAACCUGUCGCUGAUAGACGCUAAGAAGCUAAUAGAAAGGUCAAAAGGCAAACUGAAGAUGGUGGUGCAGAGGGACGAGAGGGCGACACUGCUGAACAUACCGGACCUGGACGACAGCAUCCCCUCGGCCAACGCCUCUGACAGAGACGGUGAGGGCGAGUACAUAGACAUUUCAGAUAUCCAUUCCCUGGCAUCGGACCAUUCCAACCGCUCCCACAACAGACACCGUAGGAGCCGCUCCCGCUCCCCUGACAGACGCUCUGAGCCCUCCGACCACUCCAGACACUCCCCUCCACAGAUCAGCAACGGCAGACGCUUCAGUUGGAGAAUACCUAUCAUGCCAUCCAAACAGCGGAACACAGCAGAACUCUGCUUGCCUUGUUUCGGCUCAGCUCGUCACAGAAGUCGUGAGGAAGAGAGGAUGUCAAAGCCAACAGUGGCUCCAGCCAAACUAGCAGAGGAUGUCCCUGUUUUGUCCAAGCCAAUGGAGCAGCCGCUGGCUAGAGAGGAGAAACAGCUUCCUCCUCUACCAGAGCCCAAGCCAGUGUACGCCCAGCCCGGCCAGCCUGACGUGGACCUGCCAGUCAGCCCCGCUGAUGCUCCGGUGCCAAGCACCGCACACGACGACAGCAUCCUACGGCCCAGCAUGAAGCUGGUGAAGUUUAAGAAGGGGGAGAGUGUGGGUCUGCGCCUGGCUGGGGGGAACGACGUGGGCAUCUUCGUAGCAGGAGUCCUGGAGGACAGCCCGGCUGCUAAGGAGGGUCUGGAGGAGGGCGACCAAAUUCUCAGGGUAAACAAUGUGGACUUUGCUAACAUAAUCCGAGAAGAGGCGGUGCUGUUCCUCCUGGACCUCCCUAAAGGUGAAGAGGUCACCAUCCUGGCUCAAAGGAAGAAGGAUGUGUACCGGCGGAUCGUGGAGUCUGACGUUGGUGACUCGUUCUACAUCCGGACCCACUUUGAGUAUGAGAAGGAGUCUCCAUAUGGCCUUAGCUUCAACAAGGGAGAGGUGUUCCGGGUGGUGGACACCCUCUACAACGGCAAGCUGGGCUCCUGGCUCGCCAUCCGCAUCGGCAAGAACCACCAGGAGGUGGAGAGAGGCAUCAUCCCCAACAAGAACAGAGCGGAACAGCUGUCCAGCGUGCAGUACACCCUCCCCAAGACAGCAGGAGGCGACAGGGCAGACUUCUGGAGGUUCAGAGGCCUGCGGAGCUCCAAGAGGAACCUAAGGAAGAGCAGGGAGGACCUGUCGGCCCAGCCUGUCCAGACUAAGUUCCCCGCCUACGAGAGGGUGGUGCUACGGGAGGCUGGGUUCCUGAGGCCUGUGGUGAUAUUUGGACCGAUUGCAGACGUGGCCCGAGAGAAACUGUCCAGGGAACAGCCGGAUCUGUUUGAACUUGCUAAGAGUGAACCUAGAGAUGCUGGCACUGACCAGCGCAGUUCAGGAAUCAUCCGUCUUCACACCAUCAAGCAGAUCAUCGACAGGGAUAAGCAUGCCGUGCUGGAUAUCACCCCCAAUGCGGUGGAUCGUCUGAACUACGCCCAGUGGUACCCCAUCGUAGUCUUCCUAAACCCAGACAGCAAGCAGGGUGUCAAGACCAUGAGGACCAGACUAUGUUCAGAGUCCAGGAAGUCUGCCAGGAAGCUGUACGAGAGAGCCCUCAAACUAAGGAAGAACAACCACCACCUCUUCACCACCACCAUUAACAUGAACAAUAUGAAUGACGGCUGGUACGGAGCCCUGAAGGAGACCAUCCAACAGCAGCAGAAUCAGCUGGUCUGGGUGUCCGAGGGCAAGGCGGACGGAGCACCGGACGACGACCUGGACAUCCACGACGACCGCCUGUCCUACCUGUCGGCCCCAGGGAGCGAGUACUCCAUGUACAGCACAGACAGCCGCCACACCUCCGACUACGAGGACACGGACACAGAGGGCGGGGCCUACACCGACCAGGAACUGGACGAGACGCUCAAUGAUGAGGUCGGUUUGCCCACUGAGCCGGCCAUCACCCGUUCUUCCGAGCCGGUCAGGGAGGACCCGCCCGCCAUCCAGGACCCCAUGUCUGGUGGAUAUCCUGCAUACCAGCACGUCGCCCCGCCACCGGACCCCGCUAACCGCAUCGACCCGGCCGGGUUCAAGAUGGCCGCCGCGCCUCAGCAGCAAGACGAUGCUGCUCUGGCUAUUCCUUCCUCACUGCUGCCCUUGGCGGUGGCAGCGCCCCCUACUGUCGAGGCAGAGUUACAGCAGCCUGUACUGCAGCAGCUUGAGGGUAUGACCCUUGACCUCCAGGAGGAGGCUCCGGCUGCAGUUCCUCAGGCUGCAGACUCACUUCUUAGCAGCCCCAGCCCCGCCCCUACUGAGCUAGCCCCGCCCCCAACACCACCGUCACUCGAACCCCAACACCCGUCUGAGCCGCUGCUCGGUCCUGGUUCCCAACCAAAGAUGUACAAGAAGGAGCUGUACAACGUGGACGAGCCAGUGAGAGUGAACCAUGGCGGCAUGAAGCCGUCGCUGAGCUACAGUCACCAGCCUCACCAGCCCUACCAGGACAAACAGCCAUACCGCCAGUACGACCACCCGCCUUACGCCUACUGUAGCGACGGGGGUGGCGGAGGCUACCCAGAACCAAAGGCUCACCAGGGGAACUUUGACCCUCACUCCCCACACCCGACCUACGACAACCGCGUGCCUCACCACUACGGCCAGUGGCCCCCCUACGACCAGCAGACCUCUCCUCCUCAGCCCCUGGGGUAUCACCAGCAGGGAAAUGCGCCCAGGGUGACCCCCUACGAGGACGGCCCUGUCAGGGACUACAGCCCCCCACAGCCCCGCUACGACGAGCCCCCGGCCGGCAUGCAGGGCUACGACGGCAGGCCGCGCCACGGGAAACCAGCGGGGCCUGUACGGUAUGACGAGCCACCACCCUCGGCUGGCACGCACGACCCCCGCUCCCCCUACGAACCCGAAGCCCCUCAUGGCUACCCGCUCAGUUCUCCCCGCUCUCCGGACGGCCCUAAGCAGUAUUAUGGAGACUCAGUUCCUGGUCUAAAGCCCUCAUAUAACCAGGGUCCUUCCAGCCGGGGAGGGGGCUACAGCCGUGAGCCCUUAAUGAAUUCUGAACCGCCCCUGCCUCCUCCCAAACCAGAGCCCCUGGCAUCCCCGGGAGAAAUGGGUGUGAAUGCAGGGUCCAAAACCCUCCCUCCAGCACAUCGUGGGGUUGACGGGGAGGACGACCCGGCCAUGAAGCCACAGUCAGUGCUCAACCGGGUUAAGAUGUUUGAGAACAAGAGGUCUGUGUCAGUGGACAGGGCUAAGGAGGCAGGAGACCCCACAGUGAUGAGGCCUGCAGACCUGCCCAGACCCGUGACUGCACCUGGCCCUGUCCCCAAAGCCAACUCCCUCAGCAACCUGGAACAAGAAAAGCCUUCGUACAGAGGUCCUGAGCCCCAGAAGGCCCCUGGUUCCAGACCCACGGACGACAUGAUUCGCUGCUCCAACCACUACGACCCGGAUGAGGAUGAGGAGUACUACAGGAAGCAGCUGUCUUACUUCGACCGCCGCAGCUUCGACAGCAAGGCCAUGAACCCGGGCCCUGGAAUCAACCGCUUUCCACCGCAGACCCAGCUAGCCUACCCUUACAACAGGGCGGAGUCUGUGGACAAGAGGUACGAGCCCCCCCAAAUCAGCCCUGUGUCCCAGUACGAACCCCCCAGCCCAGCUGUUCCCCCAAACAGCCUGCCCAAACUCAUCACUAAUGACGUAAACUCCCACCCUGACCAGCUCCACAGCUCCUCUCCCAAUACUCGCCCCACUACCCUCCAAGACCCCCCUUCCCAGCCCCAACCAUACCUGGUCCAGAGGUCCCCCGUGGGGGUCAAUGGCACCGACGCACCCCCCAAAACCCCUGGAACCACCCCUACCCUGCAGAGCUACAACCGUUAUGCCCCUAAGCCCUACACCUCCGCAGCCCGGCCCUUUGAGAGGAAGUUUGAGAGCCCAAAGUUCAACCACAACCUCCUGCCCAACGACAGCGGGAAGACGGACCUCUUGAUCAGCAGCAGCAGCCCCAAGCCCAGUGUGGUCAUCAAAAACAACAACAGCAGCAGCACCAAGCCACAGCUGUCUCCUCAAACUCUGGACCAUGACAGUGGCCUGGAUACAUUUACACGCACCAUGGACAACCGGCAGCCCAAAUACCAGCAGCACAACAACCUCGUCAACAACUCUGUGCCCAAGGCCAUACCUGUCAGCCCUAGUGCUCUGGAGGAUGAUGAGGAGGAUGAAGGUCAUACGGUGGUGGCCACGGCGCGGGGGAUCUUCAACUGUAACGGAGGGGUGCUGAGCUCCAUCGAGACGGGUGUGAGCAUCAUCAUCCCUCAGGGGGCCAUCCCUGACAGUGUGGAGCAGGAGAUCUACUUCAAGGUCUGCCGAGACAACAGCAUCCUGCCCCCCCUCGACAAGGAGAAAGGAGAGACCCUGCUCAGUCCGCUGGUGAUGUGUGGUCCUCAUGGCCUGAAGUUCCUGAAGCCCGUGGAGCUCCGCCUACCUCACUGUGCGUCCAUGACCCCUGAUGGUUGGUCUUUUGCUCUAAAAUCCUCCGACUCCUCGUCGGGUGACCCCAAGACAUGGCAGAACAAGUCACUCCCAGGAGACCCCAACUACUUAGUGGGGGCCAACUGUGUGUCCGUGCUCAUCGACCACUUCUGAACAUAGAGGGAGACAGCUGGCCUGUUACUGAAUGUGUUCCAUCAGGGGACGGCCACAGAAAUGUUGCCCCCCACAUCCUGCUGCUGUGACCCUCGUCCUGCUCUCCCCCCUCCCCAACAGGCAGUGGUGGGAAGUACUGGUUGACUUGAUGUACUGAACUUGGUUCUUUAAUAUAAUCUUGAACAUUGAUAUGUUGUUUACUGUGCCACCCUACCCUCCCCCCCAUAAAAAAAAUUAUAAUGAAAUGGGAGGAGUUCCAGUUAAAUGGGAGGAGUCUCAGUGUAGCGUCCCAUCCCAGUGCCGUGCCCCACCCACGCCUCCUUUUGGUUUUUGUUGGUGCUUUAAAAGCUUGCAAAAAAAUUAACUUUUUAAAACGAAAUAUACUAUAUUAUAGAAAUGGAACUGUUGUCGGGAUGCAUGAACAGUGCCACAGACUGACUGAAGAAAAUUCUCAUUUUGAGCAAACGUUUUUAAACAAAGUCUGAGCAGGUUGCAAGACUUUUUUUCUUUUUAUUUUUUGAAAAAAGAUUGAGUAUUGCAACAGGAAUUAUACAUUAUAUAAAUGUAUGCGCUCACAAACAGAAAAGUUGGUAUAUGCAAAAAACUUUUUUGUUUGUGAGGAUGUCUGGUCCUACGUUUCAAGGAUAUCGACAGAGUUUGGAAGGUUAUGAAGGAAGACAGGAGAUUCGUACUGUAGGCAUUGUUUAUGAAGAUAGAUAUAUAUAUAUAUAUCUACACACACAGUAAAAUACUGUAUGACUGUAGUACUGAAGGUCUGAUACUGGAGAAUGAAGGUAUGGUAUUGGCGUUGGGAUGCCCUUGUGUGGUUGGAAAUGGGCUCUCUCUGUUUAGAAGAAUGAAAUCUUUUGUAGCUAUGUUUUAUCGUAGGUAAAUGUAACCAACUUGAUUUUACAAACUCCUGCAGCUGUCUAGAGAUCUAUGCAUGUGCUAUGACUCAGGUCCAGAAGCCUGCUACUACUAAGUUCAAACACAUAAAAAGUCCCAUCUAACACUGCAAGCAGUGAUGCCUUAUCUGCAUAUGAAUCUUUUUCAGUAUAAAAACAUACUUAAAAACAUCAGAUCUUUUUAAGUUGUAGUGGUUUAUCAAUUAUGGAAGAAAAAAAUACUUGCAUUUAUCUGCAUUUUCAACCCAUUAUAUCAAUGAACUUGGAUUUAGCACACAGUAAUAUUUGAGGCUGAUGAGGUGUGGUAAUGCUUUCUUUUCCUGCUAUGCAUAUUGAAGUUCCACAGGAAAUACUACAAAAACACUAGAACAUAUUUAAAUUGUUGCUGUACAUAAUGCUAGCAUAUGGCCUUGGUUCGCUGUAAAUUAACUUUUGUACAUCUUUGUUAUUUUGUAUAAAAUAGUUUAAAAAAUGUUUCUUAAAAAAAGAGAGAAAGCUCUGAUGAUUUCAUUGGUUAUGUUUGUAUUCUGGUUCUACGUACUUACCCUGAGCCAUGGAACUGACCUAAGCAGUAAUAAAAUCAAACUUUUCUACCAACGUGCAUACACACACACACACACACAUACACACACUACACUACAACUUAAAGGCAUUUUUAACAGUCAGAAAUAAUUUGUAUUCUUAUUUAUGAAAAAGUAGAAAAAAUGCUUGGUUUGAAUAAUUUGAAAAUAUCUUUCCUUAAGAUGGGUGCUGAUUCAAGGAGUGGCCCUGCCCCAUUGUUUGUGAUACUGGAUGCUUUAAUCUAUUGUGUGCCCUGAAAUGUAUUUUUGUACUAAUAGACGAUUUAUUAUGGCACAUCCAUUUUGUUUUAUUUUGAUAUGAUAACACCGCUUCAAUCUGACACUAGUUUAUUUUUCCUGUGUGGC
Molecule: messenger RNA, 8057 nt
Organism: Esox lucius (northern pike)
Lineage: Eukaryota; Metazoa; Chordata; Actinopteri; Esociformes; Esocidae
Gene: tjp1b
Product: tight junction protein 1b
Exons: 33
Coding region: 32-6226 (2064 amino acids)
Biological process (GO): regulation of apoptotic process; protein localization to cell-cell junction; positive regulation of blood-brain barrier permeability
Cellular component (GO): bicellular tight junction; plasma membrane
Molecular function (GO): cell adhesion molecule binding
Source: RefSeq, a predicted model, not a curated record